Messenger RNA from Lonchura striata (white-rumped munia), 701 nucleotides. The record is from RefSeq and is a predicted model, not a curated record. Lineage: Eukaryota; Metazoa; Chordata; Aves; Passeriformes; Estrildidae.
AGGACAUGAGGAUGGAGCAGUUCAUGGCCAUGUUAAAGAAGAAUGAAAAUAAGCAUCCCCCACCUACCAAGCUGUUGAAUCUAGCAGGACAGCUUUGCCAGGAGCUCCAGAGCUCUUCUGCUACUCUGGAGGAGCUGGUUGAAGCCAUGAUGCAAUGCAAGAACAAGACAGAUUUUCUUAUUAACAUCCAUGUUGUCCGGGCUUGUGUGUCCGUUCAUAUCCAUAAAGGGCAAUAUGACGCAGCCUGCAGACUCCUGGAGUAUUGCAAGGCAGAAGAGAAGGAAGAACUGGUGAAACUUUGGCAUGAGAUUCACUACCAGAGGGUUAUGGAGAAACACCAGACAGAUGUUCUGACACCACUGCAGAAAUUCCGUUGUAGGAAGAGGAAUCCUCCACCUAUUUCCCUUUGUCCUGAGGGUUUGAAGAAUCGAAACUAUUCAGAAGAAGCACGCCAGCACCUGUACAAGUUUGCUGCAGAGGUGACGGCAAAUCCAGACAAGAAACAACGGGAGGGAUUGGCUCAGGCCUUGAACCUACAGCCAAUUCAGGUCUAUAAUUGGUUUGCAAAUUAUCGACGACGUCAAAAAUCUCGCCUUCUUCAUAUGGAAGAGCUCAACAAUUCAUGUCCUGAGAGGGCUUUGGCUUCCCACAGAAAGAAGCCGCAGGAUAAAGGAUCCGAUGCUCCACAAACUGCAGAGUAA